Molecule: messenger RNA, 3638 nt
Organism: Helianthus annuus (common sunflower)
Lineage: Eukaryota; Viridiplantae; Streptophyta; Magnoliopsida; Asterales; Asteraceae
Product: importin beta-like SAD2
Exons: 20
Coding region: 143-3223 (1026 amino acids)
Biological process (GO): protein import into nucleus
Cellular component (GO): cytosol; nuclear envelope
Molecular function (GO): small GTPase binding
Source: RefSeq, a predicted model, not a curated record
AACAGUCUGCCACUCUGCUGUCUCUAAACCCUAAUCAUUUCUGUUACACCUCAUCUCCUCUCAUCUCUCCCCUUCCCUAAACCCUAGACCAAUUUAACCACCACUUCCGAUUCUAAUCUAUCUGCAACAAAACCAGACGAACAUGGAUCUUCAAAGUCUAGCUAUUGUUCUACAAGCAGCUCUCACUCCCAAUCCUGCUGAACGCAAAGCCGCUGAAGACACUCUUACUAAGUUUCAGUAUACUCCCCAGCAUUUAGUAAGGCUGCUGCAGAUCAUUGUAGAUGGAAAUUGUGAUUUGGCAGUGCGACAGGUUGCCAGUAUUCAUUUCAAGAAUUUUAUCGCGGAAAAUUGGUCGCCUCAUGAUCCAGAUGAACAAUCCAAGAUCUUACCAAGUGAUAAAGACCUAGUGAGGCAAAACAUUCUUGUUUUUGUAGCACAAGUUCCUGCGUUGUUGAGGGCACAGUUGGGUGAAUGUCUCAAGACAAUUAUACAUGCAGAUUAUCCUGAACAAUGGCCUGCCCUUUUGCAGUGGGUGACACAUAAUUUACAGGACCAACAAGUUUAUGCAGCUCUAUUUGUUCUGCGAAUUCUUUCUAGAAAAUACGAGUUCAAAUCAGAUGAGGAGAGGACACCAAUUCAUCAUGUUGUCGAGGAGACAUUUCCUCAUUUACUCAAUAUAUUUAGCAGGCUUGUUCAGAUAGGAAAUCCGUCAAUAGAAAUUGCGGGUUUGAUUAAGCUCAUCUGCAAAAUAUACUGGUCUUCUAUUUACCUUGAGAUUCCAAAGAAAUUAUAUGAUCCAAAUGUAUUCGAUGCUUGGAUGGUACUUUUCUUAAAUAUAUUGGAGCGACCUGUUCCAUUAGAGGGUCAACCCACGGAUCCAGAGUUACGGAAAUCAUGGGGGUGGUGGAAGGUAAAAAAGUGGACGGCUCAUAUAUUAAACCGUCUCUAUACUCGAUUUGGGGAUUUAAAAUUGCAAAACCCGGAAAGCAAAGCUUUUGCGCAACACUUCCAGAAAAACUACGCUGCGAAAAUUUUGGAAUGCCAUUUGAAUUUAUUAAAUGCCGUUCGUGUCGGUGGUUACUUACCUGAAAGAGUCGCAAACCUGAGUUUGCAAUAUUUGAGUAAUAGUCUUGCCAAGAGUACCACAUACAGUCUGCUCCAAACAAGGCUUGAUGUGGUUCUUUUUGAGAUAAUAUUUCCACUUAUGUGCUUCAAUGACGAUGAUCAAAAGCUCUGGGAGGAAGAUCCACACGAGUAUGUCAGAAAGGGUUAUGAUAUUAUUGAAGAUCUGUAUAGUUCUAGGACUGCAGCGAUGGACUUUGUGACCGAGUUGGUGAGAAAACGUGGAAAAGAAAAUCUUCAAAAAUUCAUAUUAUUCAUUGUGGAGAUUUUUAAGAGAUAUGAGCAAGCACCAAUUGAGAUUAAACCUUACAGACAAAAGGAUGGUGCACUUCUUGCCAUUGGAACUCUGUGUGAUAAACUGAAACAAACUGAACCGUAUAAAUCUGAGCUCGAGCCCAUGUUGGUGCAGCAUGUUUUCCCCGAGUUCACCAGUCCAAUGGGCCAUAUCAGAGCAAAGGCUGCAUGGGUUGCAGGGCAGUACGCACAUAUAAAUUUCUCCGACCCGAACAAUUUCCGCAAAGCGUUACAAAGCGUUGUUGCUGGGAUGCGAGACCCAGAGCUUCCAGUGCGCGUUGAUUCCGUUUUCGCAUUGCGUUCUUUCGUUGAAGCCUGCACAGAUCUCGGUGAAAUUAGGCCCAUACUUCCACAACUACUUGACGAGUUUUUCAAGCUUAUGAAUGAAGUCGAAAACGAAGAUUUGGUGUUCACCCUCGAGACUAUCGUUGACAAGUUCGGUGAGGAGAUGGCGCCCUAUGCUGUCGGCUUAUGCCAGAAUCUGGCUGCUACGUUUUGGAAGUGUAUGAAUACUGAAGCUGAUGAUGAAGCGGAUGAUCCUGGUGCAUUAGCAGCUGUCGGUUGUUUACGGGCUAUUAGCACUAUUCUCGAAUCAGUCAGCAAGCUUCCUCACCUUUUCGCUCAUGUUGAGCCAACUUUACUUCCGAUCAUGCGCCGGAUGCUUACAACCGAUGGUCAAGAGGUAUUUGAAGAAGUUCUGGAAAUUGCAUCAUACAUGACGUUUUUCUCACCGACAAUAUCCAUGGAUAUGUGGAGUCUUUGGCCGUUACUAAUGGAAGCUCUUGCUGAAUGGGCUAUUGAUUUUUUUUCAAAUAUCCUUGUUCCAUUGGACAACUAUAUAUCCAGAAGUACGGUGCACUAUCUAACAUGCAAGGAGCCUGACUACCAACAAAGUUUGUGGAACAUGCUUUCCAAUAUAAUGAAUGACAAAAACUUGGAAGACAAUGACAUUGAUCCCGCACCUAAGCUUAUCGCAGUGGUGUUACAAAACUGCAGGGGUCAGGUCGACCAGUGGGUCGAACCGUAUAUUAGAAUCACCGUUGAACGGUUGCAUCGAACUGAACGCCCGUUUUUAAAAUGCCUUUUGAUGCAAGUUAUUGCCGAUGCUUUAUACUACAAUCCAUCAUUGACACUCAAUAUAUUGCAAAAGCUUGGUGUGGCUACGGAAAUCUUUAAUCUUUGGUUUCAAAUGUUGCAACAAACUAAAAAGAACGGUGUGCGGGUUAAUUUCAAGCGAGAAAAUGAUAAGAAAAUAUGUUGUUUGGGGUUGACUUCUUUGCUUUCACUUUCGGCUGACCAGUUGCCGUUGGAGGCCUUAGAGCGUGUUUUUAAAGCAACACUUGAUUUACUUGUUGCCUACAAGGAUCAGCUAACAGAAGCCGAGAAGGAAGCGCCUGAGGAUGAUGAUGACGACGAUGAUGACGACAUGAAUGAUAGUUUGCAAACUGAUGAUGAUGAUUAUGAUGAUGAUGAUGAAGAUGGCGAUGAAGCGAAUAGCUCGAGACUUCAAAAACUGGGUGCACAGGAAAGGGUAUUCCGGUCAACUGAUGACUACGAUGAUGACUCAGAUGAUGACUUCAGUGACGACGAAGACUUGCAGUCACCUAUCGAUGACGUGGAUCCCUUUAUUCUCUUUGUUGAUACUGUGAAAGUUAUGCAAGCGUCAGAUCCGACAAGGUUCCAGAAUCUCUCUCAGACACUAGACUUCCGUUAUCAAGCACUAGCGAAUGGAGUGGCUCAGCAUGCGGAUCAAAGAAGAGCGGUCAUUGAGAAAGAAAAACUCGAGAAAGCAUCCGUAGCCUCGUGAUAUUUGUCUUGUAUUGUAUAAUAUACAUUUUGUUGCGUGUCCUCGAUUUUUUAACCGUCGGUGAGAUCCCGAUGGGUCUGGAUGGCCACAUUAUGGCGACUCACAAGUAGACGAGAGUGUAUUUUUGGUUUGAAAGGUGAAAGGACUUUCUCCAAACCGGAGAUGAUGACCGUGGUUGACCUGGUGGAGGUUGCAGGUGUAUUUUUGUACUGGUGAUUUGAGAUCAUAGAAGUCGUUUUGGCUCGGGUUGUGUCCUGUGCAUUACAGGGUCUGGUUUUGUUUUUUUUUUUAAUUCAUUUGUAUUCUGCACAAUUGUUCCCUUAUUAUUGACUUUUUUAUCGUCCAUGUUGACAUUGUUGUAAAAAAAAGUUAUUUUUUAUUUUUAUUUAAAGUUCUCAGAGAUGUGAAAGUUGAA